Molecule: messenger RNA, 2354 nt
Organism: Zonotrichia leucophrys gambelii
Lineage: Eukaryota; Metazoa; Chordata; Aves; Passeriformes; Passerellidae
Gene: SLC6A1
Product: solute carrier family 6 member 1
Exons: 15
Coding region: 394-2190 (598 amino acids)
Biological process (GO): neurotransmitter transport; sodium ion transmembrane transport
Cellular component (GO): plasma membrane; axon; cell surface
Molecular function (GO): gamma-aminobutyric acid:sodium:chloride symporter activity
Source: RefSeq, a predicted model, not a curated record
GAAAUCCUGGACAAAAGGGGCAGGGAACCUUCCAGAGCCCGGUGCUGCUGUGGGGAAACAGCUCUGCCUCUGCUUGGGAGGUGGACGAGCCCCUGGGGAACUGUAUAGAAAAAUAAUUUGGAAAAGGAGUCAGUGCAGAGUUCUGGGGACUCACUGUUGAUGGGGCAGAGAGGUGGUUGUGAAUGAGGAGCUGCCUUGGGAUUCUCUGUGGCAGGUGGCUCCGGGGCGCGCUGAGGCUCCGCGCGGCGGCUCCGCGGGCCGGCCCUGCGCUCGCCGUCGCUCCCUGGUGCAUCGGGUGGAUCGCCACGAGCCGCAAAGCUGCUGUCCACGUGGACUGGUGCUGACAUCUCCCGCCCCGCCGCCGCCAGAGCCUCGCCUGCCAAGCCCAGAGACAUGGCCACCAACGGCACCAAAGUGGCGGAUGGACAGAUCUCCACCGAGGUCGACGCCUCCAUCACCAACGACAAGCCCAAAACCUUGGUAGUAAAAGUGCAGAAGAAGAAGACGGACCUUCCAGACCGAGACACUUGGAAAGGGAAAUUUGACUUUCUUAUGUCCUGUGUAGGUUAUGCCAUUGGCUUAGGGAAUGUGUGGAGAUUUCCCUACCUGUGCGGCAAGAAUGGUGGAGGUGCAUUCCUGAUUCCCUAUUUCCUUACUUUAAUUUUUGCUGGAGUGCCACUGUUCCUUUUGGAGUGCUCCCUUGGUCAGUACACAUCUAUAGGAGGCCUUGGGGUGUGGAAGCUUGCUCCAAUGUUCAAAGGUGUGGGGCUGGCUGCUGCAGUCCUGUCCUUUUGGCUAAAUAUUUACUACAUUGUGAUUAUUUCCUGGGCCAUAUACUACCUGUAUAAUUCCUUUACCACUACCCUUCCUUGGAAACACUGUGAGAACCCCUGGAACACCGACCGCUGCUUCUCCAACUACACCCUAGCGAACACCACCAACAUGACAAGUGCCGUGGUGGAGUUCUGGGAACGCAACAUGCACCAAAUGACCGACGGCUUGGAAAAGCCCGGGCAAAUCCGAUGGCCCCUGGCAAUCACCCUGGCAAUUGCCUGGAUCCUGGUGUAUUUUUGUAUCUGGAAGGGGGUAGGCUGGACUGGAAAGGUGGUGUAUUUCUCUGCUACUUAUCCCUAUGUUAUGCUGCUUAUCUUGUUCUUCCGCGGUGUAACACUGCCCGGAGCAAAGGAAGGCAUUUUAUUCUAUAUCACUCCCAACUUCAGCAAGCUUUCAGACUCUGAGGUUUGGCUGGAUGCUGCCACACAGAUUUUCUUCUCCUACGGUUUGGGCCUUGGUUCACUGAUUGCCCUUGGAAGUUACAACCCUUUCCACAAUAAUGUUUACAGGGACUCCAUCAUAGUGUGCUGCAUAAACUCAUGCACGAGCAUGUUUGCUGGCUUUGUCAUCUUCUCCAUUGUGGGAUUCAUGGCCAAUGUCACAAAGAGGCCAAUUGCAGAUGUGGCAGCAUCAGGCCCUGGACUGGCGUUUCUGGCUUACCCAGAGGCAGUGACACAGCUGCCCAUCUCCCCUCUCUGGGCAAUCCUCUUCUUCUCCAUGCUGCUCAUGCUGGGCAUCGACAGUCAGUUCUGCACCGUGGAAGGGUUCAUCACUGCCCUGGUGGACGAGUUCCCCAAGCUGCUGCGCAACCGCCGCGAGCUCUUCAUCGCCGUGGUGUGCAUCGUGUCCUACGUGAUAGGGCUGUCCAACAUCACUCAGGGUGGAAUCUAUGUGUUUAAGCUUUUUGACUACUACUCUGCCAGUGGAAUGAGUCUCUUGUUCCUUGUAUUCUUUGAGUGCAUCUCGAUAUCCUGGUGCUAUGGUGUUAAUAGAUUUUAUGACAACAUCCAAGAGAUGGUGGGAUACAGACCCUGCAUCUGGUGGAAACUCUGCUGGUCCUUUUUCACUCCUAUCAUUGUGGCAGGAGUGUUCAUCUUCAGUGCUGUGCAGAUGACCCCGCUGACCAUGGGCAGCUACGUGUUCCCAAAAUGGGGCCAGGGGGUGGGCUGGUUCAUGGCCCUGUCCUCUAUGGUGCUGAUUCCUGGCUACAUGGCAUACAUGUUCCUCACCCUGAAAGGAUCCCUAAAACAGCGCAUCCAAGUGAUGAUUCAGCCAAGUGAAGACAUCACCCACCCUGAGAACGGGCCAGACCAGGCCCAACAGAGCAACUCUGCCAACAAAGAAGCCUACAUCUAAACUCCUCUCUCGUCCGAGUACCGCUCCUCCUCCAGAAAAACAAAAAAUAUGGUUGAAUAUGACCACAAAUUCACAUCUGAGAAUAUAAUUACCUACCUCUAGUGGCAAAAAAAAAAAAUAAAUAAAAAAUACAUAUUAAAAAAAAAAAAAGAGGAAAAAAAAAA